Molecule: messenger RNA, 4724 nt
Organism: Ctenocephalides felis (cat flea)
Lineage: Eukaryota; Metazoa; Arthropoda; Insecta; Siphonaptera; Pulicidae
Product: cadherin-86C-like
Exons: 18
Coding region: 1-4410 (1469 amino acids)
Biological process (GO): homophilic cell-cell adhesion
Cellular component (GO): plasma membrane
Molecular function (GO): calcium ion binding
Source: RefSeq, a predicted model, not a curated record
AUGUCGGAUUACUGGAAUAUGUCGCGAUCGCUUUCCGGCGGCUGGCUGCUGCUAUGGCUGCUCCUGGUGGAACAAGCAGGCCGCUCGCUGGCAGCCGCACCAGUUUUUGAUCCGGCAACCAGAAUGCGGACAGUUCUUGUACCUUCGGACACAGCGGUCGGCACUGUCAUUUAUCGUUUGAGGGCAUCAGAUGACGAAUUUGAUUAUCCACUUCACUUCGAACUCUUAGGAGCAUCAUCCUCCGCAUUCUCGGUGGAUUCGCUGCCUUGUACGCGUUAUAACUCCGUCUGUCAGGCGAAUGUCGUGCUCAGGCGGCGUCUGGAACGCGGAAGAUAUUACGAUUUUCGGGUGCGAGUGGCCGAUACUGCGGGCGAUUCUACCACUUUGGAUUGCGCUGUGAGCGCGACCAAUGGCACGACGCCGAUCCAAGACACGUUUCCGAAAGCUCCGGGUCUUAUCAUGGUGCCCGAGGAUGCAAAACGAGGAACGGAAUUAGAAUUCAUAAUUGCAAGAAAAAAUCCUCUUUCACAAAAACCAGUGUACUUGGAACUAUGGGGAUCUCCGCUCUUCGCAAUCAGACAAAGGCUCACGACACCAGACACGACCGAAGGAGUGAUUUUUCUGCUCGGCCCACUGGAUUUCGAAACCCAGAGCAUGCAUCAUCUCACCAUAUUGGCUAAUGACGCCUUCCCAAACCCGCGUUACGACUCUCGAAACAUAUUCGAGCUUCGAGUCGCAGUUGCCGUGCAGGACGUUCAGGACACGCCGCCGGUGUUCAGCUCUGCUCCCCCUGUAACCAGCCUUGCUCCGACGCUACUACCAGGAGAUGUUGUGGCCCGUGUCAAAGCUGAAGAUGGGGAUAGAGGCAAACCCAGGCCUAUCACUUAUGGACUGGUGUCCGAGGGCAAUCCGUUCACCACAUUCUUCUCGAUCAAUGAGACGACUGGGGUCAUAAGUCUCGCUCGGCCUUUGGACGAGGCCGCUGCCAUAUCGCACGCGGGCGCUCCCAUCCUGAUAACGGUGGUCGCCGAAGAGGUGAAGGUCAGCAGACAGGAGCCGCCCGCGCAAGCCAGCACCGUCCAGCUCGCUUUCCUCCUGCCAGACAGAUCCAAUAGCCCGCCGUACUUCGACAGCGAUAGCUAUGUCAUACGAUUGGAUGAGAACAGUCCUCAGGGUACUACCUUAUUUUUUCCUGACCCGCCUGCGCCGCGAGUCAGGGAUGAUGAUCCAGGAGACAAAGGUGUUUUCUCACUUCAGCUGAUAGGAAAUAAUGGAACUUUCGAAAUAUCACCAAGCGUUGGUGAUCGAGAUGUCACCUUCCUCAUUAGAGUGAGAGAUCCAGCAAUGCUAGAUUAUGAGAAGAUGCCAGUUCUAUCGUUUCAGAUCGUAGCACAAGAAUUGGGACCUACAACAAACUUGUCGGCUAUAGCAAACGUAACAAUCUUUUUAAAUGAUGUCAACGACAAUCCGCCGGUUUUUUUGCAACCCGAAUAUCGUGCGGAUCUUGCGGAAAAUGCUACUGCUGGUACCAGAGUCAUUCAGGUGCAGGCUAAAGAUGAAGAUACUGGUCCUGGAGGAAGAUUAAGAUAUACUAGAAUAUUGGGGUAUCGAAAUACAUCAUUAAAAUUAGAUUCUGAAACUGGAUGGAUUACUGUAGCGACUAACAAUCACGGAUUUGAUAGUGAGGAAAUGCCAGAAUAUAGUUUUCUUGUGGAAGCCAGAGAUGCUGAUGGAGAAGGUAAUGCUGCUACAACUUCUCUGGUUCUAUCAAUAACUGAUGUGAACGACAAUGCGCCUCAUUUUGAACGAGAUGUUUAUGAAUUUAUGCUGUCAUCUGGGCUAAAUAAUUUUACGGUUCCAGCCUUUCUACAUGCCACUGAUGCAGAUGCCACCAGCCCAAAUAAUCAAGUCAGAUACGAAAUCGUACAUGGAAAUUAUGAUGAAAAAUUUCGUUUGGAUGAAAUUACUGGUCAGAUAUAUUUUUUUUAUCAAUUAGGCGAGUUAACAGUAAAUAACAUAAAAACAUCUCGUGAUACAUCCAAUAAGCAAGGAAAUGGCCUGAAACCUGAGGUUUACGCUAUGACUGUGCGCGCCUACGACUUAGGAGUUCCUCACAUGGCAGCAACAACCUCAGUUCGUGUUUAUCCUCCUGAAAGCAGAGCACGGUCGCUCAUGUUUGUGGUUCCUGGUUCGAAGCCUGAUCUGAAAGCCACCGCCGACACGAUAAGAGCUCUGACAGGGGCUGCUGUUACGAUCGAGGACGUCAGGCCGCAUGAUACCGACCCGGACAAGAGUAUUGUUCUGGCCAGUCUUCAUUAUACUUCAAAUUCUGUUGUGGACGUUGAUCAAAUUCAAAGACGACUUAGCGGCAAUUAUUCCGCAGCGGCUAUAGCAACCGAACAAACAACAGCACAGAUCUAUCGAGGCGAUAGCAGUAAUCUAUUGUUUUGGUUACUGAUAUUUCUGGCUCUUGCAAUAGCUUGCGCAAUUUUGGCUUUGAUACUGUGCUGCAUUUGUGCAGGUUGUCCUCUAUAUAUGCCGCCCAGGAAGCGCGUUGUAGCUACCGAAGAUGGUGUUCGACUGGUGCACAGAUCAGCCACCGAGAAAACAGCUCUCAAAGGCGGAGUUCUUCCACAAACUGUUGAAUGGACCCGAGCUCGUGAAGCCUGGAGUGCAGAAGCUGAACCACGAACAAGACCGACUCAUUGGCAAUUCAACAGGCGAAAUAAUAAUCAACAAUCGCAAAGGUACCGCGAUGAUCGUGAUGACGCUUCAGUUACCAGAGAAGAAUAUAUUCCAGGACCCGGAAGACUAACUGCACCUGAGAGAGGACCAGAUGGUGCUCUCAGAUUGAGGGAUGGUCCCAACGUCAUAUACACCCGUGAUGUUCAGUUGCGUCGAUCAGAGCGCGAUUUAGACCAACUCGAUCGCCUGGAAAGAUUAGAUAGAGAACGUCUGAUUACUAUGGCUCAGACUGAUGACCGACGCGAUCAAAGAUUUAUAAGAGAAGGUGAUGCCGAAAUUCUUCAGUUGAUGACAAGGGGUGGAAGGGAGGAUGCAUUAAGUGGGCAAUACGUAUUAGUUGACGGGGGAAAAGAAUUGCUGAUGAGAAGGUUCAUGGAAGAUGAAAUGCAUCAGACACAAGCAAUUCCUCAAGCUCAAGAACCGCCAUUGGAAGAGUCUUUACGCGAACAAAAUGCUUUACUACGUAAAAUUCUUCUUGAAAAGGAAAGACUUCUACUACUCCAAGAAACUCGCAGCUUGAGAGGCGGACUGGCAGAAGCUCUAUCUGAGACUCAGAGCUUGCCAGGACAUGCGGCUGCUGCGGUCGCCGGGACGCAGACCGACCGCACAGCUGGCACGCAAACAGAUCCAAGAAGAACUAGAAGCGAUUUGGACGAAUCGCCUGGAGAUGAAGAAGAUGAAGAAGACUGGCGUCGCCGCCGCCGAAUAAGGCGUCGCAAACAAAAGCGCGUUCUCGGAGCUCGCCGCAUCCGUACUCCUAUUGCAGAAGAAGAUUCUCCGGUCGAGGAUCACCAUCAAACGUCAUCACAGACCAACAGCCGCAAGAGCAGGCAAGCAGAGCGAUCAGACGUACUUGCCGAAAUUUCUGAUUCGCUGGACGAACGACAGCGCUCUGCUGAGCGAACUCUUCAGAUGACUAGAGAACCUAAAUAUGUAAAAGCCAAAAGACAAACAGCAACUCAGAAGCAGCAUCACGAAGAAAACGGCAGAUCCAUUUCUGCGGAUAGUUUGGAAGAUAGAAAAUCAGCUGAUAAACCAGGAGAUGCUACUAAUUCUGGUAAAACAAGUACGGAAGGAGAAAUGUAUGAAGGCAGACUGAAGAAACCUAUUCCCAAAAAGCGACAAUUAGCUACUUCAGCUGAUAAAAACAAAGGCCCUGCACCUAAACCUCCUAAUAAAUCUGACGGAGGCGAAGAAGGUAAAGAAAUACCUAGAUAUAUGCAAUGGUACUUUGAUCAACAAACAGACUCAAAGAAAAAGUCAGAGUCAGCUAAAUCUAAAUCAAAAACGAAGUCAAGAACUGAUUCAAGUCUAGAAAGACAAAGUCAUAUUCAAAAGAAACCUGCUAUAGAGACACAAUCUGCUAAAGCAGUACCGUCGAACCAAGGUUCUAAUCAUUCUCUAACUCAACAUUCCGAAUACAGAUACGAACAUCCCUCUUCUAUUCCUCAAAAUCAAAAUAAUUUGACUGUAUCUGAUGGUAAAACAAAGGGUAUGCCGGAGGAUGAUCAGGAUUCGGGCAUAGCUAUGACAUCCAUGAUUUUACAAAAUUUGACAACUGCGAAACGAAAUCCAAUAGCAGAGAAAAAAAGCGUUUUUACUAUUGCAUAUGAUGACAUGCGGAUAAAGCAAUUGCGAUCCGAUAGCAACUCGCCACCUUAUUAGAAAAUUUUGUGGCUUUGAUAAGUAGUGAUCGAGGAUAUUCUAUAUAAAUAAUUGUUUUUCAAAUCAAUGAAACAAGCGAGGAGUCGGAAUCGAAAUAUGCACUGAAUUAAUGAAGCCUUUAUGUGUCAAUUGAUACAAAUAUUUUUUAUUAUGUUAUAAUGUUGCUUCGGUUUUUUUAGGCUUUGAAAUUGUUUGUAAGUUGCAUUGCUUGUUGAAGACGUAAAUUAACAGGCAAGUAAUCGAACUAACAGCAAAAAACUUAAAAAAUGAAUAAAAUCUUUUGAGUCGUCUGUAAUAUAUUAUUAUGUUUUAUC